GUUCUCGCUCACUCUUUUACAGUAUGGUGUGAACCUCUAUACGAUUUCUUCUACUUCCGUCAAUGGGAGGCAGUCGUGCUCUCGAUCUGCAUAGUACCUUUGAGUAGGGUAAUUACAGUAUGCUGGAAGAACAUAGCUCCAUCAAACGCCAAGGUCUGGGUCCUGGUUGCCAUCAUUCCCAAUAUUCUACCGCUGCUGAUUGGCAUGAUUGGCAGUUCGUUGGGUGUGACAAACAGCAGCGAAGUGUAUGCAUUUCCACGAUUAGCAAUUAAAUCGUAUGUUUAA
Cooperia oncophora is the source of this 285-nucleotide messenger RNA. NCBI's taxonomy places the organism in Eukaryota, Metazoa, Nematoda, Chromadorea, Rhabditida, Trichostrongylidae. The record is from the annotation of a GenBank genome assembly.